AUGUGGCGCUCGGCUGCUCUGCUCCUCUCGGGAAUCUCGGUGUUGAUUCACGUAUCAUCUGGGGGUCCUCACCAGAGAAAGCUGCUGAAAAGCCUGCUGAAGGACUACAACCGUAUGGAGCGUCCGGUGGGCAACGACUCGAACCCAUUAACUGUCACCUUCUCGCUCAGUUUAAUCCAGAUCAUGGACGUGGAUGAGAAGAACCAGGUGCUCACCACCAACAUGUGGCUGCGGAUGAGCUGGUUCGACCACUACCUCCAGUGGAACCAGAGCGAACAUCCCGGAGUUAAAAAUCUUCGCUUCACCACCGACCAAAUCUGGACGCCAGAUAUUCUGCUGUACAACAGUGCAGACGAUGACUUCGACUCCACCUUCAAGACCAACGUUCUGGUCAACUCUAGCGGCUUUGCUGAAUAUUUGCCUCCAGGUAUUUUCAUGAGCACGUGCAACGUAGACGUGCGCUGGUUCCCUUUCGACAUCCAGAAGUGUGUCCUCAAGUUCGGCUCGUGGACUUACGACGGCUUGCUUCUUGACCUCCAGAUGAACGACGCCGACAUCUCGGGCUACAUGCCUAACGGCGAAUGGGAUCUCAUAGGAGUGCCUGGCACCCGCAACGAAAUUUUCUACGAUUGCUGUAAAGAGCCUUACCCGGACGUGACUUUCAACGUGACCAUCCGGCGAAGGACGCUUUACUACGCCCUCAACCUGCUCAUCCCCUGCAUGCUCCUGUCCUCCAUGACCCUUCUCAUUUUCGUUCUACCCGCCGACUCAGGAGAGAAGAUUUCUCUGGGGAUCACCGUCUUGCUGUCGCUGACUGUGUUCAUGCUGUUGGUGGCUGAGAUCAUGCCAGCAACGUCUGACUCGGUUCCGCUUAUAGGUCAGUACUUUGCCAGCAUCAUGAUCAUUGUGGGCAUGUCCGUUAUCGCCACCGUGGUAGUCCUGCAGUAUCAUCAUCACGAUCCCAACGGAGGGAAUAUGCCCAAAUGGGUAAAGCUGGUUCUUCUUCAAUGGGUGGCGUGGUUUCUUCGGAUGAAGCGUCCCGGUGAAGCAGAAAAACCCAGAAGGCCCCCGUGUGCCCCCCACCUGCGUCGCUGCUCCUCAGGCUCUCAUAGCGGUAGCAUACCCAAUCAUGGUGAUCCUGGCCUGCACUCGUUGCACCCUCAGAACCUGCACCCGCUCCACCAACCGCACCCCCACGGACCGUCUGGCACCACCAACAACGGUAACCUACUUUACUUUCAAGGAAUGGAAGAGCCUUCAUUGUUGCCCGAUGCGGGCCAGAGGUGCAAUAACAUCUCUACAGGGCCCCGGAGCCCGCCCCCACACCUGCCGCCCCAUCUUUGCGGAUCCCCGCCGCCACCGGCACCUAAUUUGGACGGCAUGGGCUGCCCUAGCACCGUCUCCAGUGGGGGUGGCUUCGGCGUGGGCAGCGGUCCGUGCCAAGUCCUAAGCCACGGGGACCCCCUGCUUCAAGCAAUCCUAGAGGAGGUACGCUACAUGGCGGACCGAUUUCGCGAGCACGAUGAGGCGGAAUCCGUUGCCGACCAGUGGAAGUUCGCUGGGGCCGUAAUCGACCGCCUGUGUCUGGUGGCGUUUAGCGUCUUCAACAUUAUCUGCACCAUCUCCAUCCUUAUGUCGGCGCCAAACUUUGCUGACGCCGUUUCCAAGGACUUUGUCUGA
Nerophis lumbriciformis (worm pipefish) is the source of this 1680-nucleotide messenger RNA. The record is from RefSeq and is a predicted model, not a curated record. Lineage: Eukaryota; Metazoa; Chordata; Actinopteri; Syngnathiformes; Syngnathidae.